Hylaeus anthracinus is the source of this 484-nucleotide messenger RNA. RefSeq names its product NADH dehydrogenase [ubiquinone] 1 alpha subcomplex subunit 2 (gene ND-B8). The coding region runs from base 105 to 386 and encodes 93 amino acids. The record is from RefSeq and is a predicted model, not a curated record. Lineage: Eukaryota; Metazoa; Arthropoda; Insecta; Hymenoptera; Colletidae. The transcript is spliced from 3 exons.
AUUCAAACAAUAUGAAAAAUUAAAACAAAUAGAUAUCAAGAUCGAUUACAUUACAUAACUCCGUAACAUUUUAUGCAGUGAUCUGCAGUGAAUAACGUUCAAAGAUGGCUACGGUUAAGCUUGGACCUCAUCUAAAAGAAUUACGAAUUCUUUUAUGUCAAACGUCAAAAUCUAGUCAGGGUGCUAGAAAUUUUGUCGAACAACAGUAUGUACCUCUUAAAAGAAGUAACCCAGAAUUUCCAGUUUUGAUAAGAGAAUGUUCUUUAAUUGAACCUUUUCUAUACGCACGAUAUGAACGUGGAGUGGAGAAAUGCAUUUCCCUACAAAAUUUAGAAUCUGAGGAAAUACUUAAUCGAAUUAAGGAACUUGCAGCUAGUAAAGCAUAAUAAUAUGUAUUCUAUUACAGAUGUAUCUUAAUUUAUUUAGUUAUUAAAUAAAAUAGUUGUAUUAAUUUAAUUAUAUUAUAAUAUUUAAGUGUUGAGUA